Ananas comosus (pineapple) is the source of this 1522-nucleotide messenger RNA. Its product is annotated as beta-1,3-galactosyltransferase pvg3-like. The transcript has 2 exons. Lineage: Eukaryota; Viridiplantae; Streptophyta; Magnoliopsida; Poales; Bromeliaceae. Gene Ontology annotation, molecular function: hexosyltransferase activity. Gene Ontology annotation, cellular component: Golgi membrane. The record is from RefSeq and is a predicted model, not a curated record. Bases 130 to 1155 code for a protein of 341 amino acids.
CGACCAAACUCAUCAGCGAGUCGCGGGUAUUAAUCGUAGAUGUCAAUUAACAACCGAACGGACGUUGGUUAAUUUCCAUCGUCAGCUAAGCAAGAAAGAUAUAUCGAUCGAGCGAGAAAGGAAUCAGAAAUGUUCUCCUUCUCCAAGCAAUCUCCGGGCAGCAUCUCUUUCGCGUCCCUCCUCCUCCUCCUCCUCCCUCUGUUGGCUCUGACGUUCCUGAUCAUCUCCUACACUCAGCAUGACUUCCGGCUCCUGCCGAGCUUCACGGCCUGCAGCAGCACACCUUCCUCCUUCUCCUCUUUCGACAACAGCAGCUCGGCUGCAGCUUCACCCACGCCACCGCCGGAGUUCCGGCUGCUCAUCGGCGUCAUCACCCACCCCGACUACUUCGAGCGCCGGCAGCUCCUCCGCAUGGUCUACUCCCUGCAGCAGGAGCAGCCGAACCUCCUCGGCGCCCAGGUCGACGUCCGCUUCGUCUUAUGCAACCUCACCACCGAGGAGCAGCGGGUGUUCGUCGCCCUCGAGAUCAUGCGCUACGACGACAUCAUCAUCCUCGACUGCGCCGAGAACAUGGACGACGGCAAGACCUACGCCUACUUCGCCAGCCUCCCAACGCUCUUCAACGGCACCGGCGACGGCAGCGAAAAGGGCGACGGCAGUACUCCUCCGCCUCCGCCUUACGAUUUCGUCAUGAAGGCCGACGACGACAUCUACUUCCGCCUGCCCCGCCUGGUGGCGGCCCUGAGGGACAAGCCCAGGGAGGACAUGUACUUCGGCCUGCAGGAGCCCUGCGACGACGAGAACUUCUUCCCCUUCCCUCCCUUCAUGGAGGGCAUGGGCUACGUGGUGUCGUGGGACCUGGUCCGGUGGAUCGCCACGUCCGACAUCGCCCGCAACGACGUCAGGGGCCCCGAGGACAUGUGGGUGGGCAGGUGGUUCAACCUCGCCGACAAGGCCAAGAACCGCUUCGACGCCGCCCCCGCCAUGUACGACUUCAGGGGACCGUUCGAGAAGCCCAACUGUUUCCGCCGCGACUUCGCGCCGGACACCAUCGCCGUGCAUAAGCUCAAGAACAACGCAAGGUGGGCGAAGACCCUCAGCUACUUCGAGGUCACCAAGGCCUUGAAGCCCUCCAAGCUAUACCAUAUUCCUUAAUUGAUUGAUGCAUGCCCCCAUGCAUGCAUAUGCAUGACUCUUCUCCCUGGCCUCCAUCCUCUUAAUUCCUCCUCCUCUAGCUUGUUUUUGCACAUGCACUCUCUUUUUUUUCCCUUUUGUUGUUUUCUUUGCAGAGAUUAAUUAAUUCAUCAUUCGUUUUUUCUAUUCAUCGACCACAAAGUUCUGUUAAAAUCACAUCUUGUUGUUGUAACAUCAUUUAUUAAUUUGUUCGAAUUAAUUUCAGUCGAACGGAAACGCAAGGGAAAAAGUCUCCUGAUUUUUAGCUCUACCCUACCUGGGGCAAGUCUACCUGGGGCAACUCUUCCUGCGGGAAGGCUAGCUGUUGUGUGGUGAAUAUGUAUAAAUA